UCAAUCACUGGCAUGCAUAUGCAUUCUKUAAUGGAAGCGGUAAAUCACAUUAUAUUCUUAUAAUUUAAGUGAUUUAACAUUUUGACACUCCUUACUGCUAAUUUUAAAUUAACCUCAUAACGAAUUUGUCAUAUUUCAAGUUUUGYCUUUUACUACAUUAUUUAUGAUCUCAAAAUCUUAUCUCCGUUGCCUUUUCAGUAUACACAGAAGCUUCAAUUUUCUUAAAGCAACCGCGACCCGCACCGUAAGUCACCCGUGGACUGUAAAACGUUAUUGCGUGACCGGCCAACGAAACAUGGCGACACUGUCGGAAGUCGUCUCGACGUUGAAGAAGUUGGCGCCGUUGACCCUUGCAGAGUCUUGGGACAAUGUUGGUCUGUUGGUAGAACCGGACGUCCAGAAACCUGUAAGCCGCRUUUUCCUCACCAACGAUCUAACCGAGGACGUGCUGGAGGAAGCCGUGGGCGUUGGCGCCGAUCUCAUCGUUUCCUACCAUCCGCCGGUGUUCACUCCAUUCAAAAGAAUUACCUCGGACUCCUGGAAGAGUGUCAUUGAUGUAACAAAAUUGCAUUGCAAUAUUGCCAAUAUUGAGUCGACGAUCGGUUCAGCCGCGGUGGUGGCCGGUUCAGGUGCGUCCGUAUUGCGCGGUGUCGACGCCGGUUUAUACUUGACCGGCGAGAUGUCUCAUCACGACGUGCUGGACGCAGUGCACAACANACAAAUUUAUUAG
Molecule: messenger RNA, 730 nt
Organism: Diuraphis noxia (Russian wheat aphid)
Lineage: Eukaryota; Metazoa; Arthropoda; Insecta; Hemiptera; Aphididae
Product: NIF3-like protein 1
Cellular component (GO): cytoplasm; mitochondrion
Source: RefSeq, a predicted model, not a curated record